CAAGCAUAUAAAAUGAGUCAUAUUGUUAAUUCCUAUAAUAGGCUUAAAAUUCCCAUAAUUAGAGGGGAGGGAAUGUACCUUUUUGAUCAAGGUGGUAAGAAAUAUUUAGAUUUUGCUGCAGGAAUUGCUACAACCUCUUUAGGGCAUUGUCAUCCGUACAUUGUAGAAAAACUGAAAGAACAAUUAGAUUCACUGUGGCACUGUUCUAAUCUUCUUACUAUACCGCAACAAGCAUUACUUGCUGAGCGUUUGGUUAGCUUAACCUUUGCAGAUAAAAUUUUUUUCUAUUCUAGUGGACUUGAAGCAACUGAAGCUGCAAUCAAAUUCAUUCGCCGUUAUUUCUACAUAAAAGGCCGAAAAAAACGUAACCGUAUUAUUACAAUUGAAGGUGGAUUUCAUGGUCGCAGUAUAGCUGCAAUCUCUGCAGGAGGAAAUGAAAGAUCACGGGAAGGUUUUGCUCCCCUACUUUCUGGGUUCGAUAAAGUACCCAAGAAUAACAUUCAAGCUUUAGAAGAAAAGAUUAGUGAUGAAACGGCUGCUGUAUUUUUGGAACCCAUACAAAGCGAGGGAGGGGUGUAUUCACUGGAUGUAGAAUAUCUUCAGCAAGUAAGACAAGUUACAAAAGACCAAGGAAUCAUUUUGUGUUUUGAUGAAGUACAAUGCGGUUAUGGACGUAUUGGUUCUCUAUUUCAUUACCAAAAUAUAGGAAUUGAACCGGACAUACUCACCUGUGCAAAAGCAAUGGGUAAUGGAUUUCCCAUUGCUGCAUGUUUAACAAAAGAUUAUAUAGCAGAGGCUAUUACACCAGGGACUCAUGGAUCAACUUAUGGUGGCAAUCCACUAGCUAUGACUGUUGGUAAUGCAGUAUUAGAUAUAAUGUUGAAAGAAGGUUUUUUUACUCAUGUUCAAAAGGUAAGUAAAUAUUUAAGAAAAAAAUUGCUAUACUUGGCUGAGAAGUUUUCAAAGAAAGUUUUGGAAGUUCGUGGUGAAGGGUUGCUUAUAGGAAUAGAACUAAAAUCUCCCAUAGCUGAUAAAAUUGUUGAUCAAUGCUGUAGCAAAGGUUUAAUGUUAACCAAAAUUUUAAAUAAUAGAGUAAUUAGAGUUACUCCUCCGCUUAUCGUUAAAAAUGAACAUAUAGACAUUGCUUGUGAUAUACUUUAUGAUUCAAUUGCCUCCAAUUUUUGA
Molecule: messenger RNA, 1185 nt
Organism: Cinara cedri
Lineage: Eukaryota; Metazoa; Arthropoda; Insecta; Hemiptera; Aphididae
Source: the annotation of a GenBank genome assembly